This is a messenger RNA of Anolis carolinensis (green anole), 2909 nucleotides long. RefSeq names its product ring finger protein 217 (gene rnf217). Gene Ontology annotation, molecular function: ubiquitin conjugating enzyme binding; zinc ion binding; ubiquitin protein ligase activity. Bases 1 to 1266 code for a protein of 421 amino acids. Lineage: Eukaryota; Metazoa; Chordata; Lepidosauria; Squamata; Anolidae. Gene Ontology annotation, cellular component: cytoplasm; ubiquitin ligase complex. The transcript has 6 exons. Gene Ontology annotation, biological process: ubiquitin-dependent protein catabolic process; protein polyubiquitination; positive regulation of proteasomal ubiquitin-dependent protein catabolic process. The record is from RefSeq and is a predicted model, not a curated record.
AUGGGGGAGCAGCUCAGCACGGCCAGCAGCCCUCCGGAGCCCCCUCCAGCCGAAGGACCCCCGCCCCCGCCGGGGAGCGACGCCGGGGAGAGCCCCUUGCCUCCGGGUGAGCCCGCCGCCGGCGAAGAGGCGGAGGAGGGGGGCAACGGCAGCCGCCGCCUCCCCGCUCGCAGGCCCGGCGUCUACUGCACCGUCUACUGCGUGGAGGGCGAGCGGCAGCCCGGCGGAGGCGCCGCAGAGGAGCCCCGCGCCGCCUCCCCCGCCCCGCCGCCGCCGCCAAGCCAUGGCGGCCUCGGAGAGAACAACAACGGCGGCGGCGGCGGCGGGGGAGGCCUGGAGGUGGUGGACCUCUACCUGCUCCCGGAGCCCUUCUCGGGGCUGCUCUCGGGGGACUUCGGCCCGCUCCUGGUCCUCACCUGCCGCGUCUGCCUGGAGGAGAAGCCCCUCAAGCCGCUGCCCUGCUGCAAGAAGCCCGUCUGCGAGGAGUGCCUCAAGCGCUACCUCAGCUCCCAGGUGCAAGUGGGGCAAGCGGACAUCCCGUGCCCAAUAACCGAGUGCAGUGAACAUCUGGAUGAAACAACUGUCCUCUUCAACCUGCCACAUGACGACAUCAUCAAAUAUAAGUACUUCCUGGAACUUGGCCGUAUCAGCUCGAGCACCAAGCCAUGCCCUCAAUGCAAGCACUUUACAACCUUCCGGAAGAGAGGCCACAUUCCAACCCCCACCAAAAUGGAGAACAAGUACAAAAUCCAGUGUCCAACCUGUCAAUUCACGUGGUGUUUUAAGUGCCACUCUCCCUGGCAUGAAGGUAUUAACUGCAAAGAAUACAAAAAGGGAGACAAGCUGUUACGUCACUGGGCCGGUGAAAUUGAACACGGACAAAGAAAUGCUCAAAAGUGUCCAAAAUGCAAGAUUCAUAUUCAGAGGACAGAGGGAUGUGACCACAUGACUUGCUCUCAGUGUAACACUAAUUUCUGUUAUCGCUGUGGGGAAAGAUACCGCCAGCUCCGUUUCUUUGGAGAUCAUACGUCAAACCUCAGUAUAUUUGGAUGCAAAUAUCGCUACCUCCCCGAGAGACCACAUUUAAGGAGAUUUGUGAGAGGCUCUGUCUGUGGUGGGAAGUUGCUAAUUGCACCAUUGAUACUGGUUUUGGGACUAAUAAUGGGAGCCAUAGCUGUUAUAGUAGGUUUUUUUGUGUUCCCUAUCUAUUGCCUUUGUAAAAAGAAGAGGAAAAGACCACGGACAGAAAUGCCUUGGUAUGAGUGAACACUCUCAUGUCUGAAGGGAGCUGGUCCUGAAAGGCUUAAGCAAAGAUGUGCAACAUGGCAAUAUUGUGCUGGUUAACUGUCCCGAAGCUGCAUCCUUGGCAGAGAAUCAGGAGGGAUCUGCCACAUUCCUUCUGCACAGUACACUACUUGAGACAGGCCAGAUUGCUUUUGUGCUCUGGUGCCUCAGAAAAAUGGAGGUUUCUAAAUAUGUUUAUUUUUUUAACUUGCACCACAAGGUUUAGAUCAAUUUUUAUUUUCUUGGACAGCCUGUAUCUACACUGUGCCUGCAUAUCUACUGAUGAGCCGAUGAAAAAAACAUUUAAUUUGGUAACAUAUUUUUUUAGUUACUGACCUAAUACUAGGCCUUUGGGGGGAAAUAUCUGGAUUCAAUGUGAGUGAAGAUUAUUUGCUUUAUUUUAGAGUUUGGUUCCAUGGGUGACAUCCUGUCAGGUGCUGAAUUCGGUAGUUAAUUAUUUUAUAUAUGCAACUUUGUCUAUGAAUCAUGAAUCGUGUGUGUGUUAGUAGCUCUUGCUAAUCCCAGUACUUUAAAGAGAAUAUGAUGGGAAAUGAUUAGAGAAGUAGAGAUUCCAGUUGAUUUUUGAAGUGACUGAGAUUAAUACUUUAAAACCUUGGGAGAACAUGUAUGUUAUCUCAGUAGUUUUGAAUUGUACAAGCAAUUUAGUGAAAAUAACUUUUCACUCUAUUUAAUUUUCAAAUACAUUGAGGUGAGAUAGGGAAAGAGAUAACAAACUGCCUUCAGUUCUGGAAUCUGACAUACAAGCACUGUUUGGUGAAUAUACACAUAAUAGGCUAGUAAUUUGAUAUUUGAAUAUGCCAUAGCAUGUGGCCAAAAAAUGUGGCCAAAAUCAAAAGAAAAACCCCAGAAAACUUGCCAGUAUAUUUUGGACUUUACAGUGUGGUUGGUAAAAUAGCCAUUGACUCUAGAGCUGUCUAGAAAUAUAUUAUCAUUUUCAAUCUAUUUCCAUACCUCCAGAUAUUAAUGUAAGGCCAGAUGAAACUCAGGGCCAGAUAGCAGUUUCCUUCAUACAGUAAAAAGCAGUGCACUUGCCCUUGUGUGUAGCUUUUUUGGAAAAAUCUUGAUUUGCUAGAUAUCCUUGAUUCUUGCCCAAAAUGUUGGAAUGAUUGUGAAUGCUGAAUGAAUGGCACACUCUUUGUACAUGUGUUAUCCCAGCGUGCUCAGUUUUCUAUGUCUGGGUCUUAUACUUUUUUAAAAAAAGUUUGUUACUGAAUAUUGGAAUUGGCCCAUAAGUGCAAACAUAUUACAUAUGAACAGUUGAAUUGCCAUUAGUGAAAUUAUAUGCUUUAAAAAAAACAAUUCAGUCUGGUAAAACCCAGUGACACUUCUUUUGAGUGCUGGAGCAAUUAUCUGGAGUUACUUUAUUUAUAUAUAUUUUUCAAAAUGGAUACCAAGACAUACAGCUACUUGAUUUAAAUUGAGUAAUGAGGAGAAUUAAGGACAUUUUAAAAAUGUUUGUUACAUUCUACUAACACUGAUGCAAGCAAGAAAAGUGGGGAAGGAUAAUCCUUUGGUGAAUGGAAGAAGUUUUGAUUUGGUAGAAUUAGUUUCCCGUUCACCAUCUUAGAGUCGCCUCCAAUGUUGCUUAAAAGGGCAUCCGAACC